AGGCUUUCGCUUUCACUUCCCGUGGGCUAAGAGACCGAGUCUUUGUGUGGAGUGGGAAAGGAGAUCAUGGCUCUCCUCGAGGUGUGCGGGGCUCCCCGGGGGCGUCAGGUUUCGUGGGGCACGGGCAGUGGACACCCCCGAGAUCCCGGGCACUACAGCUUCUCCCUAAGGACCCCGGAACUGGCCGUCCCACGAGGGUUGCAGCCUCCUGAGUUCUUUCGAUCGCUGGAGGCAAAUGCUGCCCAUCAAGUCCGAAUUGAGAUGGCUCAUGGGACCACAACACUAGCCUUCAAAUUCCAGCACGGUGUAAUCGUGGCAGUAGAUUCCCGGGCCUCAGCUGGGAAUUAUAUUGCCACUCUACAUGUGAACAAAGUAAUUGAAAUUAAUCCUUACCUUCUGGGCACCAUGUCAGGCUGUGCAGCUGACUGUCAAUACUGGGAGCGACUCUUGGCCAAAGAGUGUCGAUUGUAUAGACUUCGGAAUGGGGAGCGAAUAUCUGUGUCUGCUGCUUCCAAGUUGCUGUCCAACAUGAUGUGCCAGUACCGAGGCAUGGGGCUGUCCAUGGGCAGUAUGAUAUGUGGUUGGGACAAAAAGGGCCCUGGACUGUAUUAUGUGGAUCACAAUGGGACAAGACUCUCAGGGACAAUGUUUUCCACAGGCAGCGGAAAUAGUUAUGCCUAUGGAGUUCUAGACAGUGGUUAUCGACCUGACCUCAGGCCUGAGGAAGCUUAUGACCUUGCCAGACGGGCAAUCGUCCAUGCUACCCACAGGGAUAACUACUCUGGGGGUUUUGUCAAUAUGUACCAUAUGAAGGAGGAUGGCUGGGUGAAGGUGGAGAGUUCUGAUGUCAGUAACCUAUUCCAUGAGUACCUGAAGAGCCAGGAGUGACUCGAAAAUGCAGGAUUGACCUUCCUGGAAAGAUUCAGGGAGUAGAGUCAUCUGAAGCCCAGAAACUGGAGAACAGAAUUCCCCAGGAGAAGAAAAGACAGCAGUCUGAGCCAUACACAAAACAAAAUUCCAAUGAUUUUCUAACUUAGUAAUAUUUUCUGUGCUCAGUCUUGGAAAAUAAAGAAAUGCUUAUAAAAA
Molecule: messenger RNA, 1086 nt
Organism: Sarcophilus harrisii (Tasmanian devil)
Lineage: Eukaryota; Metazoa; Chordata; Mammalia; Dasyuromorphia; Dasyuridae
Gene: PSMB8
Product: proteasome 20S subunit beta 8
Exons: 6
Coding region: 67-888 (273 amino acids)
Cellular component (GO): proteasome core complex
Molecular function (GO): threonine-type endopeptidase activity
Source: RefSeq, a predicted model, not a curated record